UGUCCCGGAUGAUGCUCGCACCGGAAGAGAAGGGGCAGCUCUUCUCAGCCAUCUUGUGGCAGCAUCCGAGCGAUUCGGUCGCAUCAAGCCUCGUAGAAUCGGAGGUGAAUCCCGUCGAAGGGGCGCCAUCAUGCCCGGACACUUGCAAGAAGGCUUCGGCUGCGUCGUGACCAACAGGUUCGACCAGCUAUUGGACGACGAGUCCGACCCGUUCGAGAUCCUGAAAGCCGCCGAAAACAAGAAGAAGGAGGGGGCCGCCGCUGGGUCCGCGAAGACCGCGGCGCAAGCCGCCAAGCAGCCGAAGAAGGAGUCCCAGAAGGACAGGAAAACCCCGCUGCUGGACAAAAAGGAGGAGUCUCUGGCUCCGGUGCCCCUGAAGAAGGAAGGAAUCAGGCGGGUGGGCAGAAGGCCGGAGCAGCAGGGUCAGCCUGGGUCCCAGCAUCAAGGCGGCCAGGGGGAUGGGCGGCCCGCAGACAAGAGGCCGGACCGGAGACCGCCCCGUGAGCGGCGCUUCGACAAGCCGGCGGAGGACAAGCCGGAGGGAGGCGCCGACUUCCCCGCAGACAAGCCCUCUGGAGACAGGCCCCCGAGGGGCCGCGGCGGCGGCCGGGGAGGCCGAGGCGGACGAGGACGAGGCAUGGGCCGCGGCGAGGGCUUCGACUCGCGCGGGAAACGGGAUUUCGACAGACACAGCACCAGUGACAAAAGUUUAAAAGGCGAGGAGAAGCGCGGCGGCUCCGGCUCACACAACUGGGGCAACGUGAAGGAUGAAGUGAGUGAGGCUGAACCCACUGCUGCUCCUGAGACGGCCCCAGAGGGAGAGGAAAACGCACCCGCCGGUUCUGAGAACAAAGAGAACGAGGUGGAAGAGGUGAAACAGGAAGGCCCCAGAGAGAUGACGCUGGACGAGUGGAAGGCCAUGCAGGACAAGGAGCGCACCAAGGUGGAGUUUAACAUCCGCAAGCCCAACGAGGGAGCCGACAGCCAGUGGAAGAAAGGAUAUGUGCUGCACAAGUCCAAGAGCGAAGAUAGGCCUGUUGUUGCUCUGAUCGACGCGGCGGAAACGGAAGCAGAGGCUAAUGCUCUUUACCAAAAGUCUGUUUUUCACCAGCAGGGCGCUGUGGACGAGUCCUCCGAGCACCAUUUCCGCAAACCUGCCAACGACAUCACAUCUCAGCUGGAGAUCAACUUCGGAGACCUUGGCCGUCCUGGACGCGGGCGUGGCGGCGCUCGUGGAGGCAGGGGGGGCCGCGGCGGGGGAGGCAGCCGGACGGCACGCGGGGGAGGACGCUCUGAAAAGGCCGGUGGAGCGUCAGUCCCCAACGUGGAUGAUCCCGAGGCCUUCCCAGCCCUGGCCUGAAGACGCCGUGUCUCACCUCCAGCCCACCCAUCUGCCCUUCCGGGGGCCCCUCCUCUACGAGGCUUGCAUGCUUACCACAUCUUCAAGUAUAUAAGAAAAAAAAACAAAACAAAAACAAACUGAGAAAAAAAAAAAAGGCAAACCGUCAUCCCAUACCACUCACGACACCAGAGGACUCGAGUUUUAUCGGUUUUAACGAAGAAAAGACAAAAAACAGCCGGAAAAAGGACCUCUUGUUACACUGAAGUUUUGUAUUUAGAAACAUGAAAGCAGGGAUGUUUUCAUAUUUUAUUUUAUUUUUUGUUUCCUUCAGAGAUCGUGCGUUCUUCAUUAAUAUUUUUGUGCUGCUUGAAUUCCUGCAUCUCUGCAGUUUGGUUGAAGUGUUGUGUACCUCAACCACCCUCCCCCCCUCCCCCCAACUCCCCCCGCCCCUGAAGACUUCAGCACAGUAUUAGGUCAUCUGUAGAAAAGACUUUCUGCUGGAGUCCCCCCCCCCCCCCCCCCCCCCCCAGUAAUACACACCCAUGUGGUAGUGCUACACUACAUAAGAACCGUGUGCUAGAUGUGAAGUACUGCAUAGGUUGAAGUUGUGAUUAAUGGGCUCCCGACCAGCCAACGCUUUGCGAGGCGCAGACCCAGCGUGGGGAACCAGCAAAGUGACUCCAUACAAAAGCUUUGGUAUUUUUCUGCUUGUCGUGCAGUGAACGUCGACGCCUCUUUUUUUUUUUUUUCCCUCCUCUCCUUUUGAAUAGCGGACCAGCGGUUAGUAAUGUUUGUAUCCCCUGAUCCAGAUGUGCUACCUGCGCUUUCAGGGCCAAGUGUAUUUUAAGGCUGGUCCUCAUAGGUCAUACAGACUGUACCUUCAGGACCACUAAGCGAAUUAUUUUUGUUUUUUAAGUGACGUGUGUGUGUGUGUGUGAGUGUGUGUGUGUGUGUGUGUAGCUGAGCGUGAGACUGUUGUGACAGCUAGUUACUUAGAAGCUGCAGGAUUCCUCUGCUUUGAACUUGCUAUUCUCCUACAGAUAGCCGCAAGUUCUGGGCUGAAGUAGUGAUUGUUAAAAUGUAGCGGAUAGACGGACCAGGGACAUAUCCCGCUCCCACAGUACCUGUACUGUUUUUUUUUUUUUUUUCUUUUCAGAGCUCAAAGCACUUGGUUUUCAUCACCAACUGUCCUCUGAAGUUUGUUUUUUGCAGUUGGACAUCUUCUUUGUUUUUUUUCCGUUUUCUUCAUUAACCAGUGCAGACUCAUGGCUGCGUUAUUUAUGUUAAAGAAAUGUCAGCUGUUAUUGUGGAACAAUCAUCGGGCCACAGAAUGUAAUAUAAGCUAACGGUGCUUUCAGCCACCUGUGUCGGCGGCGACAGUGAGCUUUUUCUUUUAAUAAAGCCUGUAAACUUCAAAUUAGGUUUGAGGGCAGGGGGCUUGCAUUGGAAACAUGGGGGGGGGGGGGUAAAGCUUUACACGUCGUGCUCUGCAAAGGCUCGCUGGCGACGCGCGAUACAGACGGCUGGGGCAGAUUUCUCGUUGGACUGUUUGAGCCACAUGACUAUGAAACGUUCUCUAUAAACAUCCCUGUUCUAAUAAAGUGCUCUAGAGGUGUGA
Molecule: messenger RNA, 2960 nt
Organism: Fundulus heteroclitus (mummichog)
Lineage: Eukaryota; Metazoa; Chordata; Actinopteri; Cyprinodontiformes; Fundulidae
Product: plasminogen activator inhibitor 1 RNA-binding protein
Exons: 9
Coding region: 131-1360 (409 amino acids)
Cellular component (GO): cytoplasm; nucleus
Molecular function (GO): mRNA 3'-UTR binding
Source: RefSeq, a predicted model, not a curated record